This is a messenger RNA of Thamnophis sirtalis, 976 nucleotides long. The record is from RefSeq and is a predicted model, not a curated record. Lineage: Eukaryota; Metazoa; Chordata; Lepidosauria; Squamata; Natricidae.
AUUGUUACCUAGUCCCACCUGGGUGAUCAUGAACGGAAGCGCAGUGCCAUUGUCACCAGUUGGAGGAGGAAUGGUGGGGGAACCCUCCUCUCUCCCCUCCUUGGGUUGGCAGGAAUUCUGCGAAGUCCACGCUCGUGCUGUUGCAGUUGAUUUUGCCCGUCGUUUCCAGACCUUCCUUGGUGAGAACCCUCAGUUUGCCACCCCAGGAGCCGAAGCUGCUUUCUCACACCGCUUUGCAGAGCACUUCCUAGAACAUUUUGAGGCUGAGGUGAGCCGGGCUUACACCAGUGACUCGCCACCUUGCUGUGACAUUGCCCCUUUCACUGGUGGUUCUUCUGCACAGGACCUCUCUGAAACCUGCAGUGACUCCUUGGUGGCUUCCCCUGUUGAGCCUCCAUUGGGCCCACCCUCUGGCCUCUCUAGCAGCCAGUCCUGCAGUUCUGAAGAUGUUUCUGCUGUGGCAGCCAUUACCGCUACGAAGCCAAAGCUGAAGAAGCGCUUUUCUUUGCGCAGUGUUAGCCUCAGUGUCCGAGGUAGCGUACGUGGCAUUCUUCAGUGGAAGACCUCAGCUGAAUCAUCCUCUGGUGGCAGAGAUGGGACACCCACUGGAGCCAACAGUAAUUCUAAUUCUUCGGGUGGUGGUGACUCAGACCGUUGGACUCACCGAUUUGAACGUCUUCGGCUCAACAAAGCCUCCCCAGUCACUCUCCGAGUCGAACUGGCUGGUGUGCGCCGUGAAGGCCUACUGAACUACAUUGUGGCUGAUGAUGGGUCAGGCGGGGGCAGUAGGACACGCUGGCAGAAAUGCCGUCUUCUCCUGCGCAAAGCAGGGAAGGGAGAAGGGGAGGGUUACCUGUUGGAGUUCUACAUACCACCAAAGGCAACAAAGCCACGGGUCAGCAUUGCUUGUUCCUGUGUAAUGGAUGUGCGGACAACAACUCCACUGGAGAUGCCAGACAAAGAGAACACNGUCUGA